AAAAAUGAUUCAUUUGGCUAUUGCGGAGCCCACUGGCUCUGCAUGGUAAAAGAACAGUCUAACUUAAGUUUCUUCUCCAAAAAAGGCUUCCUCACAUCGACUACUGCUUUAAACAUAUCUGAAGUCAACUUCCCAUGCACUGCAAAUAUAUCACACAGAGAACAUAGGUUCACAACAGAAGUAAGCGAAACUGCCUUGUCACGCAAGGAUGCCUGCAGUUUUCUGGAUAUGAGACUAAAUAAAUCACUUGUUGGAAAUCUAAGUUACAAAAUUCAUGUAUAUGAUAUUCGAGGGGAUAGUAAUUACAAAUAUUCUGUGAGAGGCACAGUGGUCAGAACAGAUAGUAAUUUUCAAAUGGACAUGAGUGGGAACCGUGAACUUUUUGACAGAUCUAUUCUUCAUCUGCUGCAGGAUAUUUUGGAGUUUAGGUUAAAAGUUUCAAACCACAAUGGAAAGAAAUAUUCACGAGAUCUUUCAAUUUUGAGGCAACUAGCAACCAAUAAAAUUGAUGUAGGAUCAACCACUAUUCUACUAACUUAUGAUCGAAUUGGAAUGGCAGAUUAUAGCAUUGGUGUGGACACAUUUAAACCACAACUUUUCUAUAAGGUCCAGUCACUUCGAGCUGCUCGUAACAUUUACUCUUUACCAUUUUCUCUGGAUGUGUGGGUCUCUCUGUUCUCACUACUUGUGGGUAUCACAUUUCUCCUUACUUUCAUACUGGGUAGUGAAACAAGGCUACCUAUUGCACAGUUUAGCCUUAAUAUGUUGGAGCAACCAUCAUGGGACUUGAGUGAAGUAAUGCUUGUUACAAUUGGUGCUCUAAGUCAGCAAGGUGCAGAUAGGCAUCCUAAUACGAUGGCAGCUCGGAUUUUAUUCCUUGUAUUGUUUCUGCUGGCUGUCCUGAUGUAUACAGCAUAUUCAGCAAGUGUAAUCUCAAUCAUGUCAUCCACAAAACCUGUUUCAAAUUCGCUGCAGGGUAUCCUUGAGAGCAGUUCCAAAAUGUCUGUUGCUCUUCAUGACAUCCAUUAUUAUCACACACAAUUCCAGAUUGAAAGAAAUCCACUAUCCCAAAAUUUACACAAACUGGAAUUGGUACCAGAAUUUCUAUCAUUAGAAGAGGGCUUAGAAGGAGCUUUAGAAGGGACUAUUGCUUUUUCAUGUGGUCAAGUUGAUGCCCAUACAUACCUACAAAACAGCCAACACUCAGAAGAAAGUCUGUGUGGUUUAGGUGAAAUUCCUAUUGUCAGUGGUGUUGGAUACCAAAGAAGUUUUGCACUGAGACACAAUUCACCAUUAAGAAAAGCAUUUGAUAAAGGGUUGUUAAGAUUGAUGGAGCAUGGGUUAGUCAAGAGAGAAUGGCAUCGCUAUUUUGGCAAACGGCCAGCCAGUGAGCUGCACUGUGAAGAAGCUAGUUCCAGUACCGGAUUUGUGAGAAUCACACUAGAUGACGUGUGGCCUGCAGUGAAAAUGUUUGGUGUGGGUCUGACAAUUGCAAUACUGCUGCUACCCACUGAGCUACUAGUGAGGCAAUGGUUGGUACUAUUAGCAAGCAAUGAUUUGUUGCCUCAGAAGAUGUUUUGA
This is a messenger RNA of Schistocerca piceifrons (Central American locust), 1581 nucleotides long. RefSeq lists its product as uncharacterized. The transcript is spliced from 9 exons. Gene Ontology annotation, cellular component: membrane. Bases 43 to 1581 code for a protein of 512 amino acids. The record is from RefSeq and is a predicted model, not a curated record. Gene Ontology annotation, molecular function: ligand-gated monoatomic ion channel activity. NCBI's taxonomy places the organism in Eukaryota, Metazoa, Arthropoda, Insecta, Orthoptera, Acrididae.